AUGAUGUUAUUUCAACACAACAAUACUGUUAUCCACUUGGACAGUGGAUCUACUUUUCAUUUGCGAACCAAUGAAGAUGACUUUAAAGAAGGAAGUCUACAAGGAAUUCAUGGAGAAUUCCAUUAUGCCUUUAAUGUCGAGGGAAGAGAACUUUAUAGAGAAGGAAUCAAUAAGGUAUUUGACUCUGUGUGUAAACUUGACACACCAGCUAGCGACAACAUCAACAGUUUGUCGAACAUGGUAAAAGAUGGAUUUGAUGUAUUUAUGGACACAAAGAAAGAGAACAGCUUCUUUGUGACCAGAAACGGGACUACAUGGGGAUUUGGACAUCGCAAUGGAUUAUGUACUUUGGUUGACGAACCUGCAAUGGUAACAGCAAUGUUCCAUGACCAUGCAUGUAGACUUGAUAAUGAUGAUGUGCAAGGGUACUGUGCUCUACAGAGUGUGGAAAAGAACAAAGAGGGUUUCACAAACAAACAAGUGAAACAAGCAAAUGUUGCACAAAGUGGCUAUCAUAUGAUGGGAGCACCUGGUGCAGAAUUAUUCAAGUUGGCGAUUCGGGGAAAUUUUUUCAAAA
Molecule: messenger RNA, 577 nt
Organism: Cylindrotheca closterium
Lineage: Eukaryota; Bacillariophyta; Bacillariophyceae; Bacillariales; Bacillariaceae
Source: the annotation of a GenBank genome assembly